UUUACUUUUGGCUCUAUCGGCAAGCAGUUUCUAUUCAUAGAAUAUAAAACCAUAGAAAGAUAAGUUCGCAGAUUUCAUCAUAUCCUUGUUGAUUUUCAAAAUUUUACAAAAGAUUAUUGAAGAUACAUUUUUGAUAUUCUGUUUAUCCAUAAACCUUUCCUAAAAAUGUUCAGCUGUUUUGGCGUUUUUUUGAUACAAACAGACAAACUAAAUACAUAGUUGAAUAAAGAGUAAAUUUUAAUCAGUUCUAGCUUUUUAUUUAUUUUAAUUCAACGCCUAUUUACCCUUAAAAGAUGUUAACUUCUUUUUUAUUAGUGUAAAUAUAACAUGUAUUGUAUACAAUGUUCAUAUUUCAGAAAGAAUGGCAGAAAUUAUGGAAGAAGAUAAAGUUACCAUUAAAGAAGAAAUCUCUACUGUAGAGGAUACAUAUACUGUAUUUGUAGUAGGAGAAGAUGUAAAAGAGGAAAGUACAGAAAAUCAUGGUGAAGUUGUUAAGGUUGAAGAGGAUCCCCUUUUCUCUGAACACAAGAGACUAAAAAAGAGGAAGCUGACAGAUAAAAGAAAUAAAAGUUAUCCCUGUGGAAAAUGUGAUUAUGUGGCAACUCAAUCAACUCAUUUGAAGACACAUAUUCGAAGUAAACAUGAAGGAGUGAGAUUUCCUUGUUCUCAUUGUGAAUACGCUGCUACUAGAGUAGAUAGUCUGAAGAGACAUAUUGAAUCUAAACAUAAAGGAGUGAGAUAUCCAUGCGAUCAAUGCGAGUACGCUGCCACUAUAGAAGGAAGUCUAAAGAGACAUAUUAAAUCUAAACAUGAAGGAGUAAGAUAUCCUUGCGACCAGUGUGAUUACACUGCCACUCAGGCAUGUAAUCUGAAGAUACAUAUUGAAUCUAAACAUGAAGGAGUGAGAUAUCCUUGUUCUCAUUGUCAGUACGCUGCAACCCAAGCAGGUGAUUUGAAGAUACAUAUUAAAAAUAAACAUGAAGGAUUGAGAUAUCCUUGCGACCAAUGUGAUCACACUGCCACUACAGCAAGAUGUCUGAAGAGACAUAUUGAAUCUAAACAUGAAGGAGUGAGAUAUCCAUGUGUAUUUUCUGCCACUAGAGUAAGUGAUCUGAAGAAACAUAUUGAAAAUAAACAUGAAGGAGUGAGAUAUCCAUGCGACCAAUGUGUAUUUUCUGCCACUACAGCAAGUGAUCUGAAGAGACAUAUUAAAAAUAAACAUGAAUGAGUAAGAUAUCCAUGUUACAAUGCGUGUAUGCUGCAACUACAGCAAGUCAUCUAAAGAAACAUAUUGAAAAUAAACAUGAAGGGGUAAGAUAUCCAUGCGACCAAUGUGAUCACACUGCCACUACAGCAAGACGUCUGAAGAGACAUAUUCAAUUUACAAAUGAAGGAGUGAGAUAUCCAUGCGAUCAAUGCGAGAUCGCUGAAAAUACUGCAGGUAUUCUGAAGAUACAUAUUGAAAAUAAACACAAAGGAGUGAGGUUUCCCUGUGAUCAAUGUGAACACAUUGCAAUACCCAAUCUAAUCUUUUAAAAACACAUCAAAAAAAGAAACAUUAAUUAAGAAAGGCUUUGCAAUGUAAGCUUCAAAUUGUCACUUCUCUUCUAUUAAAUAAUUCUCUUAUUGUAGAAUUUAAUAAAUCAAUCUUUGUUUUAA
Molecule: messenger RNA, 1659 nt
Organism: Eurytemora carolleeae
Lineage: Eukaryota; Metazoa; Arthropoda; Copepoda; Calanoida; Temoridae
Product: RE1-silencing transcription factor
Exons: 2
Coding region: 362-1228 (288 amino acids)
Biological process (GO): regulation of gene expression
Cellular component (GO): nucleus
Source: RefSeq, a predicted model, not a curated record